This is a messenger RNA of Chara braunii, 629 nucleotides long. NCBI's taxonomy places the organism in Eukaryota, Viridiplantae, Streptophyta, Charophyceae, Charales, Characeae. The record is from the annotation of a GenBank genome assembly.
UCGUCAAUCGCAGCAGCGCUGUUGUGUGGCCCGCCACACGUGGGUCUUCUGCACUUGGCGACGCCCCUCCAUACCGUACCAGUUUUGGCGAUGGAGGCGAACGGGGGGACGAGACGUGACACACUGAGCAAGGCGGAGAGGACGGCGGUGGCAGCGGCCGUGAACGGCAUCCUCUUCCGGUGUCAAUUGAAGAGGGGCGAGGGGAGGAUGAGAGCGGUCAUUCGCGCACGGCGGAAGAGGACGCUGCAGUCCACGAAUAUGGAGGGAGAGGACAGUGGUGCCAUUUGCGACGCCGUGCUGCAGGUGUGCUACGCCAUGGGGUGUGGAGCAUUCCCCAGAGCGAGGCCCAGGUGGUGGAUGAAGCGACAGACAGGCGGGACGUGGGAGGAUCUUCGGCAAUGCGACGAUGCGACGGCGAACUACUUCAAGGACAAGCUGCGCAUGUCGCCACGUGUGUUUCGAGAGACCACGGAAGCUUUGUCGGACGACGGACUACUUCAAGGCAAUGCGGCAAUGGGAGCGACAGAUUGACGCCGCCAUCCCCUUCGUCGCCACUCAGCCCCUGCUGGAGGAGUUGGGUGUACGACUGCUCGCCCGAGCCCAUAACCGCCGUCGCGGCUUCCACAGAG